Messenger RNA from Micropterus dolomieu (smallmouth bass), 5205 nucleotides. Its product is annotated as sine oculis-binding protein homolog. The transcript is spliced from 7 exons. The coding region runs from base 196 to 2760 and encodes 854 amino acids. Lineage: Eukaryota; Metazoa; Chordata; Actinopteri; Centrarchiformes; Centrarchidae. Gene Ontology annotation, biological process: animal organ development. Gene Ontology annotation, cellular component: nucleus. The record is from RefSeq and is a predicted model, not a curated record.
UGGAGCCUUCAGACCGGAGUGCACGCAUGUUCAGUGGACUCGAAUGGUGUGAAGCCCCAGAUGAGGGACUCAGGCGUCUGGGAAUGACAGGCGCUGUCACCAGGAGUGACAGCUUUCACACAAAGCUACUCCGCUAAAGACCCUUCCAGCUAACACUUAAAACUGAUCCGGUGCGGAUCCAGUCAGACCAGGACUAUGCCAGAGAUGGAGAAAGGGAGACCACCGGAAAAUAAACGCAGCAGGAAACCUGCGCACCCCGUAAAGAGGGAGAUCAACCAAGAGAUGAAGACGUUUGCAGAAAGCACCAUGAAUGAGCUGCUGGGAUGGUACGGCUAUGACAAGGUAGAUCUCAGAGACGCGGAGGCCAACGAGAUCAGAAACUACAGAGAAAGGCGUCAGCAUGUGUCCGUGCUAAAAGAAAACUCAUUGCCAAAACCCAAGAGCCUGGACACCAAAGUCUGUCACUCGGUUCUCGCCAUGAAGAGUGGAGAGAGAGAGUCCUCCAGUGUCCCCUCCUCUUCACCCUCCUCUUCCUCAACAAGUUCAUCCCUGGCCACCCCCAAAGAGCACAAGAGUGCCCCUGUUAUUGUCCCCCUUAUAAAGCCAUCAGCAGUGGAAGAUGUGCAGAAUGUGCAAAUAGUGUGUGUUUGGUGCCAGAAGGAAGGGGUAAAACGCUACUCUCUAUGUAUGGGUUCAGAGCUCAAGAGCUUCUGCAGUGAGAAGUGUUUUGCUGCCUGCAGACGGGCCUACUUCAAACGCAAUAAGGCCAGAGAUGAAGACCUCCAUGGUGAGAGAUCCCCUCAGCACUCCCAUACAGAAGACUCGCCCAGACUGGUGUUGAAGAUAAACAGCAAUGUCAGAUCUCUCUCCCCUGUGCCACAGGUAUGUGAUUGGUGCAAGCAUGUCCGUCACACUAAAGAAUACCUGGACUUCGGAUCUGGUGAGGAACGACUUCAGUUCUGCAGCACCAAGUGUCUGAAUCAGUACAAGAUGGAUGUUUUCUACAGAGAAGCCCGUGCAGCUCUUACAAGCUCCAGCCCAAGCAGAGCCAGCCAGGAGGGGAGGGCGGACAGCGGUGUGAGUGGGCAAAAGCUACUCACUCCUGAGUCUUGGAACAGCAGCAGCAGUGCAGGAGAGGCUCGUCAUAGAAACCUUUCCCCUAAAGGGGCUACGCCAAUGCAUGGAUCAGCAGAAUCCACCUCCAUCUCCACCUCAGAGGCAUCCUCUUCUAAUUCCAAGGUCCCUGUCUCUGGGCUGAGGACACUGGAGAGACCCAUCCAUCCUCCUCCACACCCCCCUGUUGUGGAGGUAUCACCCCAUCCUGCUUCCCUUCAUCCUCCACCUCUUCCUCGCCCCCCUUUGGAACAUCAGCCAGUACCUCAAAUGCACAUGCCCUUCAUCAGACCUCCUCUUCAUGCUCAGGGCCUUAAAAGCCCCCUUGCCAACCACCCCAGACACCCAGGCCCCCCUUCCAGCCCUAUUCACCGACCUCCUCACUCUCCUCACUUGCAGCCCCCGACCUCCACUUCCAUGAAUCCCCCUGGACUGAUGCAUCCUUUCCCAGGAGCCUAUUUCCCUGGGUUGCACUCCCCUCCUCUGAACAUGAUGCCAAGAGGUCCAGUCCCAAUGCCUCCUUUAAUAAACUUUGGUAUUCCUUCCUUCAGCCCUCUUCUGCCCCAACCUACUAUACUGGUGCCUUAUCCCAUCAUUGUUCCCCUACCUGUCCCCAUACCCAUUCCUAUCCCCAUUCCAGUUCCUUCUAAGGCAACCCUAGAAACUCCAAGUCACAGUGGUGUUAUCCAGCCUGUGCCAGAAGGGGCAGACAGGGGUAGAUCCAGGGCUACCAGGCCACCAUCUCCAGGGAACCCUGAAGGGGUAGCCAACAAAUUGGGUGGAACAUUGACUCAAGGUCUCCCCUCACCAAGUGAUCCCAACACAAGGGACACAGAUUGGGUUAAAUCAGAGAGGUCAUUCCCCUCCCCAACAUCCACAUCCCACAGUGGCGCGUCCUCCCCCAGUGCACCGUACAGCGAAUCCCCCUGCUCAGCCCCAGAGUCAGAGGUGCUGAUAGACUUUAAGCAGUCAGAGCGACAAGUCAUUCAAAGGGUUCUCCAAAGGACCCAAGUGAAGCUAGGGCCCAGUCCCAAUGGAGUGGUGGAUGUAGCAGUGUCUGGAACAGGGCAGGGUACCAGAUCAGGGCUCCACGACAUCAUCAGACCCUCCCCUCCUCUGACACAGUCCCCUUCACAUGACACUAUCUACCACCACCGGGACUCCCACACUCCACCUUCACACACCCCACCCAGCCCCACAGGGAGCAGCCAUCCAUAUGAUGCCACGUCAUCUGCCCUGACAUCUCAGGACCACGGUCCAAAGGAGAUGUCCUCUCCAUCCACACCCGCCAGUCCAGACUCCUCCCUACCCCAGAGAGUACCAGCAGCACCCCCUGACCCUGCACUCAGUGAGCUGGAAGCUAUCAAAGAGAACAAGUGCUCUGUUGUUGGCCCUGUGCGGGUUGAGGUCCCAGUCAGUCAGUCAGAAGAACCCUUAGCAGUAGUCGGGGAGGUAGGAGAGGACCCCCAUGUACCUGAUGAGGACCAUGCCUAUGCCCUGCCCACAGCGCCAAAGACAGGGACCACCCCACUGCUCUUGCCCAAACUCAGGGACAAGGGUAGCAUGCGGAGCCCUGCUAAUGUGCCCAGUUCUGGAGACAUGGAACCAGCUCUGAAGAGGCGAUGCCUUCGAAUCCAGAAUAAGUAGAGGAUGGAGACUCCCUGUUUAACACUGUACGGUGGUGCCAGAUUCAGUGCCACGCCCUCUUGUGGACAAUGCCAGUGCUAACACCCUCCAGCCAGUCCCUCAGCCUGUCCACCCACCAGAGUGUUGCUCUGCCUGUAGACCAGCAGGGUGCCAACCCAGGAAGCAGUCCAGAUGGUCAUAUUAUCACAAUUCAAUGUGGGGGAAGAACACAACACAGUCACAAAUCUUGUCUUGGACCAAAGAGUAUUGCUGGCUAGUGUGUUAUGUUGUGUUCAGUGAGCGCCUGAUACGGAGCAUCUCAGAUCUUCUCCCUGUCUGACGUUCCUCUAUAGUGUCUGUAUGUGUGUAUGUGCGCACAAGUUAGUGUGACUGCCCAGAUGCGCUCCUCCUCCUCCUCCUCCUCCUCUCCUUGCUGUACACAGCAGACAGGGCUCUGAUCAGCCUUGUGUGGUCUUCUCAGAUGGAGCCCGAACAUGAUCUCUUUCCAGGGGAAACGGUUUGUUUUCUCUGCCCGGCUUGCACAAAGAGCCACAUUGUUCCUCUCCCUAUAUCCCACGCUGACUCCCCACUCCAGGUUUUGGGUUACCUGGCCGACGGGGGCUCAGACUUCAGGAGCUUUUUUUAUUUUUUUGACCGACAGCCAGGAAUAUAGUAUACCCUUCUCCCCUCCACCUCACCGCCCAAUCUAAAUACGGUACACAGUAACAUACAGUAACAGUUGUGAAGUUUGAUUUCUCAGAACUGAUUGCCUGUGAUUCCCUCCUCAGCUCACUUCCUUCAAGGGAGGAGAGAAAUUCUGCUGAGAUUAAGACUUCAUCCCUGGGCAGUUUAUACACUGUGUGGAGAGAGCCUGGCUGGGCUGUUAAGACAGACAACUGAGCAAUAUAACGCAAUCUCUGAGGAGAAAGGAUGCUCCCUCUGCCUCCUCUAAAAAAAAAUAAAAUGACAUAGAAUAUAUGAUAUACAGUAUCUGAGAUGGUCUGUCAACACGUCGUCCUGAUGACGCUGGUCCAUAAAUGUGUGAUUUACAGACUCUCCCUCACUUUUCACCUUAUCUGCCAAACCUUUUUAGCAAAUCAGAACAUAAAUCACUUUUGGCACAAAGUGUCAUGCAUGUUUGCUUUAAACAUGUUUGCUGAACAUUUGUGGCACAUGACAGUUCAACUGACCCUGAUUCCAAGUUUUAUUUUAUGUCACUGGCUCUGAUCAGAUGAUUCUAAAAAAAAUCAGGCAUGUAAUAUUACCAAAUGUGGUAUUAUACUCAACCGUCAAAUGCUGUAGUAUACAGCGAUCAGUAUUACAGUUCCCGCUAUUGGGAACAUCUGAUGAGAUUUGAUCCCGCUAGAUCACUUAGAGGCUUUGUCAACACUUGUCCCAUUGUAAGAUUUCAGUUUUUUUCUAGUUGAACUCUACACAGAUACUAUGUGAUGUUAUAUUAACUUAUGGAUGAUACAUCUGUAGAUUUCCACAAAAAAAUGCUUUAUUUCUUCAUAAUAUUUUUUUUGAUGAUUGUAUAUUGUGAGUGCCGAAGCUCUUAAAUGCCCCUAUGUUUGUAUACUGUAUCCCCACUAGAGAGCAGUGUUUGCCUUUGUAACUUUGCACCUGCCCUUUUCUGACAAGAAAGCACCAAGAGGCCCAUAGGCUGCUGAAACCCAUACAAUUACACAGAACACUACACUCGGUGGUAGCUGACCGAUAUCCAAUGCCAAGUAGAUAGUUUUUCCUCCACAUCUUGCUUACAUUAUUUUCUCAUUACAUUCUAAUAUUGCCUACCAUUACAGCUGUGUCAUACCAAGAAAAACCAAGCUACCCUUCAGUGCCUCUUCUUAAUGAAGAGUUGAACAGUCCCCCGGGAUAAGUAGUCAUCAUAACCUACUCCUAGAAUAACUCCAAAUGUGACGCACCCCUGCUAUCAUUCCAAAACUACAUGCCUAUCAGUUUGUGUGUUUGUGCAUGUGCCUAGAGCAGCAACACAUUUCUCCCCACUCAUUCCAGCCUACACCAUCACCACAGGUCAUGCCAUUAUGUUAGUGUCAUCCUCGGCUGGCCAGGGGACUCUCUGUCAUCAGCUUGUGUGAGCCAGUGAUGACAUCACUCAAUGCAUAUAGCUGCGGUGUCAACAUGUGGUCUUAUACUCUGACGCCAGAGGCCAAAAAAUAUGUUGUUAAGACUGCCAUUGAUGGUUUUAUUGCACAUUUGAAUCAUUGCCAUUUCUGACCUGAUACAGGAUGUGUGUUAAUCCAAUGUUGUCCAACAAAUAAGACUUUUUUAUGAGACAUUUUGUUGCUGUUGUUGCCUGAAAUGCAUUGGUACCCCUGUCAAACAUUUAGCCCACUGUCUGAAAAGAUUAUUCACAGAUUGUAUUUGACUAUAGACCCAGUAACCAAGAGCUUUGGUGGAGACCUCUUUGUAAAGUAAAAUAAAUAAAAGUUAUUCUAAGAGCAA